CCCUAGUAAGGUUGCUGAUCAUGCAUCUCUUACUCUUGUUGUUCCUCCACUUGCUGGGUCGGGCAUCAAGCUUCUAUCCCAAUCACGAAUCCAAAGGUGUGGGGCUCCAGGACCUCACUGAUGCAGAUAUCACAGAGAUGGGGAUUCUGAAAGCUGUAGCCACGUUUAUGGAGAGGAACCCCAGUUCAGGGACCCCGGAAUUCAGAGCUGGGGAGCUGGUGAACUUGAGCCCUCUCACCCCAACAACUCUGUUCCAGGCUUACUUUAGAGCGGAAGUGUCUCCAUCUCGAUUCAUAAAGGCCAUUCAACAGAUCGUUGUUGGGAACAAUGAGGUGGAAAUUUACCAGAAGGAUGACAGCAGCUAUCAUUUCAACUGUGAGGAAAUCUCAAAAGGGAUCUUGAAUUUCCAGAGAAUCCGAGACUCUGUUCUGAGUGGGUCUGUAAACAUGUCCUCGCUGGAAUCGGCUCGAUUGAACACUGGGAGAGCGCUGCACAUCCUGCAGAAGUUCUACAGCAACACAAACUGGGUUGAACUGGGCCAGAACACGCCCUACCAUCAUCUGGUGAACUCCACUGUCCUUGCCUAUCCAGUUGCUCCAUCUACAAUACCUACAUGCAAAGACUGUUCUAUUAAUAACAGUGGCUUUUUCGACUGCACGGGUAACAUCUUAGUCAAAAACCUGCUGACCAGUGGAUAUAAAACAUCUACCAACUGCAGAAUCAAACCCAAAGGGAAAUGUGGACACGGAGGUCUGUAUGAUGAGACACAGUUUGACCCUCCCACUGGUGGCAUCAACAAAGAAACAUCGAACCCUAAACUGUCUCCUCAUCACUAUCUCCAUCACAUGGCAGCUGGACUGGCAAUUAAUGCCACCAAGGAGUACUUUAUAGGGGAAGGCUUUGGUUUAUUGAACUUGCUGGGUCCUGACUUGUUCAGAAAGUUCUUUAAUCUGGAGGGAUACUCCCUGACUUUUGUCAUCGACGUCACCGGUAGCAUGGGUAAUGACAUUGCCCAAGUGAAAACCACCUGCAUCGAUCUGAUUAAAAAGCAUGCAAACUCAUUGGAUGCUCCUUACAAUUACAUCUUGGUGCCUUUCAAUGACCCAGAAUAUGGACCUGUUUAUAAAACACAAAAUGUGGCUCAGUUCCAGAACAACAUUGCAAGUCUGACUGUUGGUGGCGGGGGCGAUUGCCCUGAGAUGGCAAUGAGUGGACUGGAGCUUGCCUUGACCAACAGUGAGCCAAGGUCAAAAAUAUUUCUCUUUACUGAUGCUGGUGCAAAGGACAUUUCCAAACUGGAUGACAUUCUACUCUUGGUUGAAUCAACUAAAAGUCAGAUUUAUCCCUUCUUGACUGGAUAUUGUGCACCUGAAGGGACAAUCUUAACAACACAAAAUGAAUAUGAUAUAGUAGCAGACUUAUCUGGAACAGAUGUCAUCAGUGUGCAGAAGAGCAACCUUUACACGGUGUUGGGGGUACUUGAACUGGCUCUAAACUCUGCCCCAGUUUGGAUCCUACACACAGUCCUGCUAACUGACAGACUCCAGUUCCUUGUGGAUGAAACUCUAAAGGAGAUCAGCAUCUCUGUGAGGACCAGCACCCCUUUCACCCUCAAUGUCUUCUUAGCCUCAGGAUUGCAAGCAAACACAACAGAAGUGGUGAGCAGAGACAACUUCAAGAUUGUGAAGAUCAUUGUGAAAGAGCCGGGAUCCUGGAAUGUGGUGUUGAGCAAAAUACAGAUGUACACAUUCGAGAUUGAUGGGAAGAGCUUGCUAGAUUUCUCUUACCAAAUCAUGGAGGAACACAAUGGCUAUGUUUUGCCUAUACAAGGCAGACCAACAAAAGGUUCCAAUUACACUCUUUCUGUGGAUGUACAAGGGAGUGUCAGCAACAUGACGGUCACUAAAAUCUUGCUAUUGAAUAACAAUGGUGAAGUCAACACUUCAAUAAAUGUAAAUCAAAUGACUGAUAGCAACGGCAGGCUAAAAGUCGUGGUGUCUGUGCAGCUCCAGUUAACGUUCCUGCUGAUUGGAAUUACUGGGAAGACAGACAACGGGAAUGAAUUUAAGAGGGUCAAUCCAGACUUGAUCCGGACAGAGGAUGUGCAGCUUAUUUUUCCUCCAGGACAACAGAGCACAUUGAUUGGAAAUGGCACACUGAACAUAACAGUGCUUGUUGUGAACAAAGGAAAAGAAAGAUCACAAUUUAAGCUACAGGUCAAGGAUGAGUUUUCACUACUGACAGAGUUUCAUCCAAGCAGUGUGACACUUGAUGCUGGGGAGACCAUGAACCUUUCAGCAACCUUCCAUGCCCCGACCAACAGUAACUAUUCCUCAAGCAUUGCGACAUUCACAGCCAGGAGUGAGUCUGCAAAGAACUAUCUGAAUAUUCUCAUUACGGUUGUUCCAAAAUCCACAUUGGUUACAGAUGACACGCCCCCUCAAUAUGAAAUUGAAAGCAUGAACAUGCCAUGUAAAGACACAUGGCAAUUAAUGGAUGAAUGCAAAAGGCACCAGUGGAACCUGAUAUUCCGGGCAUGGGAUGAAAGCAGCCAAGUCUAUGUGUCUGUGGGAUCUGAGAUCCCUGAAACCCAGGAACUCAUCUGCAAGGAACCAGUGGGCGCAGGCAGCAUCCCCUGGGUGUCUUGCCAGUACAGUUCUAGCUGCUGUUACCCGUAUGUGGAUAUUAUUAUACAGGACAAAGCAGGAAAUGCAAACGUACUCAGAGUUGACAACAGGCAGCCAAUGACUGAAAAUCAGAACAGUAACAUUGUCAAGGUGGCAGUAAGCUGUGCGACUGUCAUCUUCGUGGUGUGUCUGUCCUUGGUGGUCUGCUUUUUAAUCUUUUGGAGGAGGAGAAAACGCCGUUCACAGGGAAUCUAUCGUAUUGAUUAAAAAAAGCUACAAUGGGGCCUUGUUUACCACAGAAAUUUCAAUUCUGGGGUUUAAAUAUGUUUUUAUGUGCUGGUUGAUAAAACAAAUGGGGUAUUCUUGACUGGUGUUAAAGUCAGUAAUAGUACAGAAAAUGGGGUAACCCUUUACAUUAACAGCCUCUAACACAGUGUAACCAUUUUUUUUUUGUUCCUGGGUAGUAAGUGUUAUUUCCUAAUUGCUUAUGCCUCA
Messenger RNA from Polyodon spathula (Mississippi paddlefish), 3122 nucleotides. Its product is annotated as von Willebrand factor A domain-containing protein 7-like. Bases 21 to 2894 code for a protein of 957 amino acids. NCBI's taxonomy places the organism in Eukaryota, Metazoa, Chordata, Actinopteri, Acipenseriformes, Polyodontidae. The record is from RefSeq and is a predicted model, not a curated record. The transcript is spliced from 18 exons.